CAACACGAGCUUACGAUCGAUACACAAACUACAAAAUGAUUCAUAUGACAAAAGAAAGUAUACUGCUGUACAUAAUUAAAAGAGCACGCCACAUACCAAGUAUUUUUAGACCUAUUUAUAGUCUUCUUACAAAUAACUUACAUUCUUACUUUAAAAAAAAUGGCGACGUAUUGCAAAUAGUUCGACGUUCGACAUUGAACUGCAGUAAUUAAACUACGAAACUGGAUUAGAAACGGCAGAAUACUUCACACGUAAGAAGAAAGUUAUUUUAGUCCCGAGUGCGCAGUGUCGACCGAGACUAAACAUAGCCGAGUGAGUAUACGAAAGCCAGUAGUGUCAUUUAAUUGUUCUCCGACGUCAAGAUUUGUCAAUGGAUUCAAAUUAGGGAAAAAAUUGCAGUUAACUGAAAAAUGCUCAGAGUGAAGUCUGUAUACUUUUUGUUCUUAUGAUGCAGUCGUAAUCAAUAUCAAUAAUUAAAGGAGAAAGAAAUAACAGAUUAAAAUGACGUCGCACUCGAAAGACGUGAGUACAAAUUGGUCAGAAAUUCGAGAAACCGGAAAAAAUUCCAGACACUGUCUGAUACUAGGAAUAUUGAUCAUAAUCUUCUCUUCGUCAAUAACGGCAGUUUCCUUCCUGGAAAAGUAUUUGCAGAGAUAUUAUUUGAUACUUAGAGUUGCGGGUAUUGUCGGAAUUAUACUAGGAAUUGCUGUGCUUAUGGCCUCGAUAUUGCCAAACAGAAAAUUUACAAAACGAAAGAACUUUUUCGUUGUUCGUGAUGAGAUGACUUCAAAAAUCUUCCUCGUCGAUAAGUCUCGCGGAUCGUGUUUCCGUUACGUCGGUGAUUGGUGUAGUAGUAUUUGUUACUGUGGAUGCUGCAACAUUGGUGAACCCGAGAGUGCUGCCGAAGAACGCCGUAACAGUGCAUGUGUAUGUGAUAAUGCCGAUAAUAGUUGGGUUGGUAAAGAGAAAAUUAUCUCCAAAUAACUCCAAAGUGCGCUGGAGUUAGCAAAAGUGAACUGUAGGAGUAAGUGAUAAAUUUACCCCACAUUCUUGGUUAAAGUUCUAAAUAUUUGUGAUAUUUUGUGAUAUAAACAUUUGUACUAUUGUGUUUCUCUUUAUUAUUUCUUCGUGAGAUGUUUAUUUUCUUUUAUUAGUAACAAAAAUUAAUGAAUGUAUGCGGAACAGUAAUUUAUAGUUUCUACGCAAAACAGAGAUUACCCGGAGCAAUACAUUGGUAAUGCAUAUAUGGACGUAACAUCAGACGUGAUACAAUAAGUUAUCCAUGAGUGGGGGAAAGAAUUCAGUUAAAUGACACAUAUUGUGCAUAACCAUUACAUUUCUAUGCACAUAUAAAUUUCUUUAUAUGUGCAUAGAAAUGUAAUGGUUAUGCACGUGCACCUGAUAAGUACCUAUAAAAGAAAAUGACUAAAAAGUGACAAAAAUGUUUGUAUUUUUUAUAUUCGGGAUUGUUUUAUUAAGUAUAAAAAUCAGGAAAACAUUAAAAAAUCACGUUCUUCGAAAAUUAGUCCAGACGGAUGAAAAGUGUUUUUUAUUUUUAAUAAUAUAAGUUGUAUUAGUAAGUCUCGGAUAAUGGCAGUUUUUUUCGCCUCUAGUUCUUGUAUUAUUAAGAAAAUAUAUAGAACAUUUUGAAAAAUAAUUGUCGUUUAAAUUUUUUAGUUUUUCAGGCUACGGGUAAAACGACGUUUUCCCAUACAAUGAGAUUCUUUAUCCAUGAAUUUGGCAGCACUCGCAAUGACGGCAAAAGAGACGAAGAGGGGGUCUCCAUAUAUUUGAGUCAGUUUCUACGCCAACUAUAAUUCAACGUCACAUCUCUAGAGCGGAAGUUGGAGCCCGAAUGUCUCGGUCAGUCGCUGGUCAAACUAUUUAUUCACACGCAGUGCCAAAGUCGCUUUAAUUUUUGGCUGUCUUCGCCCGGUGGGCACUAAGAGGGUUUCUAUUCCAAAUCCA
Centruroides sculpturatus (bark scorpion) is the source of this 1968-nucleotide messenger RNA. RefSeq lists its product as uncharacterized. The transcript is spliced from 4 exons. The coding region runs from base 502 to 984 and encodes 160 amino acids. The record is from RefSeq and is a predicted model, not a curated record. NCBI's taxonomy places the organism in Eukaryota, Metazoa, Arthropoda, Arachnida, Scorpiones, Buthidae.